Talpa occidentalis (Iberian mole) is the source of this 2911-nucleotide messenger RNA. RefSeq names its product solute carrier family 35 member B2 (gene SLC35B2). Gene Ontology annotation, cellular component: endoplasmic reticulum membrane; Golgi membrane. Gene Ontology annotation, molecular function: 3'-phosphoadenosine 5'-phosphosulfate transmembrane transporter activity. The transcript has 4 exons. The coding region runs from base 31 to 1326 and encodes 431 amino acids. NCBI's taxonomy places the organism in Eukaryota, Metazoa, Chordata, Mammalia, Eulipotyphla, Talpidae. Gene Ontology annotation, biological process: transmembrane transport. The record is from RefSeq and is a predicted model, not a curated record.
GGUCCCCCUCCGCCCCACGCGGCCCGAACCAUGGACGCCAGGUGGUGGGCAGUGGUGGUGCUGGCUGCACUCCCCUCCCUGGGGGCAGGUGGGGAGACCCCGGAAGCCCCUCCAGAGGCAUGGACCCAGCAAUGGUUCUUCCGCUUUUUGGUGAAUGCUGCUGGCUAUGCCAGCUUUAUGGUACCUGGCUACCUGCUAGUGCGAUACUUCAGGCACAAGAACUACCUGGAGACAGGCAGGGGUCUCUGCUUCCCUCUGGUGAAAACUUGUGUAUUUGGCAAUGAGCCCAAGGCCUCUGACGAAGUUCCCCUGGCGGCCCGGACAGAGCCUGCAGAGACCACUCCUUGGCAGGCCCUGAAGCUGCUCUCCUGUGCCACUGGGCUCCUGGCAUCUUACCUGACUUGGGGUGUGCUGCAGGAAAGAGUGAUGACCCGAAGCUAUGGGGCCACGGCCACAUCACCAGGGGAGCGCUUCACGGACUCACAGUUCCUGGUGCUAAUGAACCGCGUGCUGGCACUGAUUGUGGCUGGCCUUUGCUGCAUCCUCUUCAAGCAGCCCCGGCAUGGGGCUCCCAUGUACCGGUACUCCUUUGCCAGCCUGUCAAAUGUGCUGAGCAGCUGGUGCCAAUAUGAAGCUCUCAAAUUCGUCAGUUUCCCUACCCAGGUGCUGGCCAAGGCCUCUAAGGUGAUCCCUGUCAUGAUGAUGGGAAAGCUGGUGUCCCGGCGCAGCUAUGAACACUGGGAAUACCUGACAGCUGGCCUUAUCUCCAUUGGGGUCAGCAUGUUUCUACUGUCCAGUGGACCAGAGCCCCGCAGCUCCCCAGCCACCACUCUCUCGGGCCUCAUCCUAUUGGCAGGCUACAUUGUCUUUGACAGCUUCACCUCAAACUGGCAAGAAGCCCUGUUUGCCUAUAAGAUGUCAUCAGUGCAGAUGAUGUUUGGGGUCAACUUUUUUUCCUGCCUCUUCACAGUGGGCUCCCUGUUAGAGCAGGGGGCUCUCCUGGAGGGGACCCGCUUCAUGGGGCGACACAGUGAGUUUGCAGCACAUGCCCUCCUGCUGUCUGUCUGCUCAGCAUGCGGCCAACUCUUAAUCUUCUACACCAUUGGGCAGUUUGGGGCUGCUGCCUUCACCAUCAUCAUGACUCUCCGCCAGGCCUUUGCCAUCCUGCUCUCCUGCCUCCUCUACGGCCACACCAUCACUGUGGUGGGCGGCCUGGGGGUGGCUGUGGUCUUUGCUGCUCUCCUGCUCCGAGUCUAUGCACGGGGCCGCCUAAAGCAACGGGGUAAGAAAGUUGUGCCAGUAGAGUCCCCUGUGCAGAAGGUUUGAGGGGUGAAGUGAAAUAGUACCUCGUGUAACUGUCUCCUACAUUUACUUGUCAGAGGAGGCUGGCUCAAGGGCAAAACGCAGUUCUCAGUAUCACAGAACCAGCUUUGCAGCUGGGGGCAGGGAGCCCUGGAGGAAGCCUUCCCCUUUGCCUUAAGUCACCCAUCCUCUAGUAGGCAGGAUUUUUAGGCGCCCCACUGUAGACAUGCAGUGUGAAGGAGUCUUACAAGGCAGACACCUUCCAAACACUACCCCCGCCCUUUCCCAGAAAUUUCACCCAACUGGUCACCUGUGCUUGUCCCCUACCUUGAAUACCCAGAGACUUGCAUCUCUUACUCUGGAGAGAAAAGCACAAAGUGUUGUAGACUCCAAAUGCUGCUUUCCCAGGAGAAAGAUGGUGCUGUGCUGGCGGGGAGGGAAGGUUCUAGAGCCCUGCCCAGCAGUGGCACCCUCUGUGCUCCUGGAACCCUGAGCUCAUGGAGCACCUUGGAGCCAGUUGCAGGUUUUGGUACUUUGGAAAUGUAACUUUUGGCUCUUAUAAUUUUAUUUUAUUAAAUUAAAUUGCUACAAUGGGCUUGGUCCUGUGUGUUGCUUUACUUAAAUACAUGUUCUAGGAAUGGGACUAAAACCCAUUUUAAACCUACCCUUUCAGUGUGGUCUUCUAACAGCUACAUGGCUACCAAGUCAUCUUUGUUUACGAGUACUGUAACGCUCUAGAUGACAAGGUAGUAUUAUAUCCACUUUACAGGUGAGAGCAUAACUGUAUAAAACUGCAUUGUCUUUAUUUUGCAUACUUUAAUUUCAGAACAAAAUAAACAAAAAAAUUCACAACAUCCAAACCCGUUGUCAACAUGGGAGGGGACAGGGUUUGAGACCCUCCUAUCCUGUCUUAGGUAAGACAACAAAGAAAAAAACACUAGUUUUAUCAGCAGAAGGAACCAGGUGGGCAGAGCCACUCAGGCUGCUAGGGGAAGAGAUGGGGACACUAUACAGAGGGCACAGGGUCUGUAGGUACAAACUCCUAGUCUACUUCUUCCAUGCGAGAUGCAUCCUCAUCACCCUCAAGGGGAGGGAUCUCAUCAGGAACAGCAGCACUGGGCUCCUCUGCUGUCACUUCAUCUUCAUCGAUGCCUAGAAGUAAUAAAGAACAUUGUGAGAUUUGACCCAAACAGCAUCAAAAAGACACUUCCCAAGCUUCUUGCCACACAAUGACACUCACCCAAACCUAGUUUGAUCAUGCGGUAGAUACGGUUUGAGUGGGUCUGGGGAUCCUCAAGUGAGAAGCCAGAAGACAGCAGGGCAGUUUCAAACAGCAGCACCACCAGGUCUUUGACAGCCUUAUCAUUCUUGUCUGCCUCUGCCUUCUGCCUCAGUGUCUCCACAAUAGGGUGGUCAGGGUUGAUCUCCAGGUGCUUCUUGGCCAUCAUGUAGCCCAUUGUAGAGUUGUCCCGAAGUGCUUGGGCUUUCAUGAUCCGCUCCAUGUUGGCUGUCCAGCCGUAGGUGCUAGUCACAAUGCAGCAGGGCGAAGACACAAGCCUGUUGGAGAUUGUCACCUGUGGACAAACACAGAAACCUUAAGUUUACAUUA